GCCUGCGUAAUGAUGUCGGGCAACCGAUAUCGAAGUAAAUAAUGGAAGUGGGAAGUGGGUAACACCAACAAAAUCCAUUGCAUCUAACCGUUAACGAUGUUCAACGGAACUUAGUUUUCCUCAAGAUUGAUAGAGAAAUAUGUACUCGACAGUAUAAGAAGCUCAUUUUAGCUUUUCCGGUGUAGAGAUGGAGCUAAGGGUCGGAAAUAAGUACCGCCUCGGACGGAAGAUUGGAAGUGGUUCGUUUGGAGACAUUUAUCUUGGUACUGACAUUUCAAACGGAGAAGAGGUUGCCAUCAAAUUAGAAUGUGUGAAAACAAAACACCCACAGCUCCACAUAGAGAGCAAGAUCUACCGAAUGAUGCAAGGAGGAGUGGGCAUUCCAACUAUAAAAUGGUGUGGUGCAGAAGGCGACUACAAUGUCAUGGUGAUGGAACUAUUAGGUCCGAGUCUAGAGGAUCUCUUUAAUUUCUGCUCACGUAAAUUCAGUUUGAAGACGGUUUUGCUACUGGCGGAUCAGUUGAUCAGCAGAAUUGAAUAUAUUCACUCAAAAAAUUUCAUUCACCGUGAUGUGAAACCAGACAAUUUUCUAAUGGGAUUAGGAAAGAAAGGAAAUCUUGUGUAUAUUAUUGACUUUGGAUUGGCCAAAAAGUAUCGUGAUGCCAGAACACAUCAACACAUACCCUAUCGGGAAAACAAGAAUCUCACCGGCACAGCUAGAUAUGCCAGUAUCAACACACAUCUUGGAAUUGAACAAAGUCGACGAGAUGACAUGGAAUCAUUAGGAUAUGUUUUCAUGUACUUUUUACGAGGGAGCUUGCCGUGGCAGGGACUGAAAGCGGCAACAAAACGACAGAAGUAUGAAAGAAUCAGUGAAAAGAAAAUGUCCACUCCCAUAGAGGAGCUCUGUAAAGGAUUCCCCUCGGAAUUUGCCACCUACCUGAAUUUUUGUCGGUCUCUACGGUUUGAUGAUAAACCUGAUUACUCCUACCUGCGACAACUCUUCAGAAAUUUAUUCCACAGACAAGGAUUCACUUAUGAUUAUGUCUUUGACUGGAAUAUGCUCAAAUUUGGAACUGGUCGCAACAGUGAUGUAGAUGACCGACAGAAAGUGAGUUCAUCAGCACGGCCACUGCACGGUACCGCUGUGCCUGGCAGUCGAAUGCGAGGUGAACAAAUGCCUGGUCCAGGCACGACACCACCUGGGGACUUCACAACGGAAUCUCCUCGACCCUUCUCUAGGGAGCGUGAAAGACGAACUAGUACUAGACUUCACAGAGGGAUUCCAACUGGAGCCGAGGCUCAGCGUGAGGCAGCACGAGUGUCCACUGCUCCCAUGCAGCCGGGUAUGAUGCCAAUGAACUCUGCCAUGCGGCGAGGAAGUGCUUCUAAAGACGGGGAAGUGCCAGCUCGGACAGGCUCCUCUCGACAUACAAGGAAAUGAGACAAACUAUAGAGACUGGUGUCAAGACCAGGGAUUAAGGACAAUUUCCAACUGAUGGAGAGUCAAAAGCGCUGUGAUGGAUUUGAGACGAAGGAUUAACAUUUGCCUUGUCUCAUCUCUCUUUUGGCCCAAUAAGGGAGCACCCUAUGUCUCCUGAAAGGGGUCAUGACAUCCGGAUCAUUUUAAAAGUAUUUUGAAAGUUGUAUUCCCAUUGGCAGUUAAUCAUGCUCAUAACAUCUACUUGUUUCAGUUGAGAGUAGACUCAUGAUUUUCAGUUGAAUGUGAAGUUUGCGAUUCUGAGAGACAGUUCCAGCACAACAGCUAAAAAAAUUUAGUGCCAAGUUUUAACAUUUGUUUUUGAAAUAUUUGUUUUGCUUCUUUGAAAAAUCGACGUAUAGACAACUGUGGCAAUAGUUUGGGUUGAUAAGUUGCAGUGUGAAGUACUUUUUUAUAAGUCUUUGAUUUUAAAUUAACUUAAAAACUUAGCAUUAUUGUGAUACAAUGUGUUGAAUUUCUUAAUUAUGCCAAAUGAAGAAGAUAUCAUGUUAUAUCUGAAAUACAGCUUUGGCAGACACUUAAUAACGUCCAACAAAACGUAGUAUGAAGGGAACACAAAAAGAGCAAGGAGGAUAUGCUUGUGGUUAUUUUAUCAUAUAUAUUCAUUAAUAGAUAUGAAUGGAAAGUAAGAUGUGAUUCUGUAUGUCGUAUGAAUGAUCGUUGUUUGAAUGCAAGUUUGUGUGUAUUGUAUCCCUGUACAUAGAUCUUGAUAAUUCUGUUUCCUAUUUUUUCGCCAAUGUGUGUAAACGCACAUCAAAGAGACAGUAACUAGAUUAUUGUAUUGACAUAUCUAUGUGUGUGUAUAUUUAUUGACAAAGUAAGGAUAUCCGAGAUCUGUUUUUAUUGGAGUCUGAAAUGUAUUGCUAUGUUUAUUUUGUUGGAGUAACUGCUAUGUGUCAAUAUGUGAGAAAGGGAUGUGAAUAAAUCUAUAUGCUGUGCAUGCACACUUUGCAUGGUUUUAAUUUGUCUAUAAUGUGCAUCACUUCUGACAGAAACAAAACUUAAUUCCUGUAGUUACGUUACUCAACAUUUUCAUUUUCUUUAUCCUCAAUUUGCAUUGGAACGGAAACUUGACAAGUUUUUAUCAACUUCUAGUUGCUAAUUAACAACAGAUAUAAGUUUGGAAGAAGUGCAUAGUAUAAACAACCACUCUAAUUAAGAAAGUUACAUUAGCUUAAUGAAUAAGGAUGAUAAAUGUCAGAGGUAACUAGUCUCGGCUAGAAAAGUUAUAAAAAUGGGCUAGGCCAUUUGAGGUAUUCAGAAGUUAUAACAACAGGCUAGACCAUUGGAGGUAUUCAGAAGUUGUAACAAUGAGCCCGGGCCAUUUUGAGGUCCCUGGAAGUUUUAACAAUAUGCUAGACCAUUUGAGGUCUUCAGAAGUUGUAACAAUGAGCCCGGGCCAUAUGAGGUCUUCCAUUGAGAAUGAUCGGUAAGAAAAAUAUGCUUUCCAUUCUGAUGAACAUAAAACAUGACUUGUGAUUAUGUUGUCAUUUUAAACUAGAUUCAGAUUAAUCCAAGUUCUGGUAAGAUUGAAUCAAGAUUUCAAUAUGUGUCCACUGAAUAAUGAAUAAAGUGAAAAAAAGAUUA
Molecule: messenger RNA, 3088 nt
Organism: Pecten maximus
Lineage: Eukaryota; Metazoa; Mollusca; Bivalvia; Pectinida; Pectinidae
Product: casein kinase I-like
Exons: 9
Coding region: 188-1444 (418 amino acids)
Biological process (GO): peptidyl-serine phosphorylation; signal transduction; endocytosis
Cellular component (GO): cytoplasm; nucleus
Molecular function (GO): ATP binding; protein serine/threonine kinase activity
Source: RefSeq, a predicted model, not a curated record